GAUAAAUUGAAAGAAACACUGGAAACACUUGAGGCUAUGGAGUAUGUUCAGUAUGAUCCAAAUGAACCUGGAGGCACUAAAAAAGAGAUGAGUGGAUGGGACUUGCCACCAAAAGAAAGUACACCAUCUAAUAGUUGCAUAUUGAAAUUAGAAGAUGAGAUCCAUAAUCUUGAAAUGGAAAUUCUACAACUUCAAAAAGAGUUGGAUCCAAAUCUUGACGUACCACUCGAUUUGAUAGGAGUUGAACCUUUCCAGCCAGAUCAUGAACAAGUCAAUAUCCCACUCGAUUUGAUAGGAGUUGAACCUUUCCAGCCAGAUGAUGAACAAGUCAAUGUCCCACUCGAUUUAAAUCGAGUUGAACCUUUCCAGCCAGAUCAUGAACAAGUCAAUGUCCCACUCGAUUUAAAUCAAGUUGAACCUUUCCAGCCAGAUCAUGAACAAGUCAAUAUCCCACUCGAUUUGAUAGGAGUUGAACCUUUCCAGCCAGUAAGAAUUCCAUUCAUAUAUGAUUCUGAAGGUUAUCCAGCCCCAUGGAUCCGUACCAGUACUAGGUCACGAAUGAUGACUUCACAACCUCGUCAAAUAGAAUUCAUAAAUGCAUUGGAAAAUAUUGAAGGAGAUCUAAUGCCACCACGUGAAGAUUUCAUUCCACCACUUGAGGGACCAAUUCCAGAACCACGGCAUAUUAGACGAAUUGCUCAUAUUCCGCGGCAUGCUAAUCCGAUGCUGCAAGCUCUACGACGUGCAGCACCGGUACCAAGAGCAGCACCGCGGCCAAUACCAGCACCAAGAGUAGCACCGCAGCCAAUACCAGCACCAAGAGCAGCACCGCGGCCAAUACCAGCACCAAGAGUAGCACCGCAGCCAAUACCAGCACCAAGAGCAGCACCGCGGCCAGUACCGGCUCCUAGACGAGCUAUCCUCAUCCCACCUAGAAAUUUAAGGUUGACUUCUAGGCAACGCAUUGCAAAGGCCAUGCGAAAAUUUGCAACUGCAUCAAAAAAGAAGUAG
Molecule: messenger RNA, 1011 nt
Organism: Leptopilina heterotoma
Lineage: Eukaryota; Metazoa; Arthropoda; Insecta; Hymenoptera; Figitidae
Exons: 2
Source: RefSeq, a predicted model, not a curated record